Molecule: messenger RNA, 1410 nt
Organism: Punica granatum (pomegranate)
Lineage: Eukaryota; Viridiplantae; Streptophyta; Magnoliopsida; Myrtales; Lythraceae
Source: RefSeq, a predicted model, not a curated record
GUUUGCUAGUCUCGUUGAUCUUUCUUGGCGCCGCCACCGGCAGCACUGGUUGGCUGUUCUUCUCACACGAAAUUCUGCCACCAGCUUCACGCUAUCGUAUACGUGUAUCCCUCGCUCUUCUCUAAAAUAUGGUUUCUUGUCCCUGCUCUUCUCUAAUGAAAAAGAUUCAUCCUUGACCGGUUGCUUCCGUGCUUUCUCGGAUCCUCUGACUUUCCAUAUUUCGAGAAACAUAUUUCUCCCCCUUGAGAAGCACGGUUCGAGUUUGAGUCGGGUUACCGAAUCCAUGGAGAGCACUUCUGCUGGGGCCGGUCCUCUCCCAAGGAAUGGAAAGUUGGAGAGUUUGCUUAAUAAAGACUCUUAUCAACUUUCAGGAAAAUCAUCGGAAGAAGUUGGAGAUGAAGUGUUUGUGGAAGGGCUUGGGACAAAUGGUUAUGUUGAUGACGAUGGGUGGCUUUGUGUGUUGAUAUCAUCGGUAAGGAUCAUAACAUGUUUCAUCAUGAUGAUGAUUACGACGGUCGUAUGGGCAUCGAUCAUGAUCGUGCUGAUCCCGUGGCCAAACCAAAGGAUCAGGCAGGCGAAUGCUUAUGGCCACGUGACAGGAAGAUUGCUGAUGUGGAUAUUGGGGAACCCGAUAAAGAUUGAAGGCGCACAAUAUUCGAAGGAGAGGGGCAUCUAUAUCAGCAACCACUCAUCCAUCUUGGACACCUUUCUCACCAUGUGGUUGGUCCCUACGGGAACUGUUUCCAUCGCCAGGAAAGGGAUUAUUUGGUACCCGCUUUUUGGACAACUUUACCUGCUAUCAAAUCAUCUACUGAUAGACGUAUCUAACCCGACUAAUGCUAUUCAAUCCAUGAAUGAGGCAGUUGAGGCUGUUGUUAAAAACAACUUGUCUUUGAUCAUUUUCCCCGAGGGCACCCGAUCGGAAGAUGGCCGCUUGCUCCCCUUCAAAAAGGGUUUCGUUCACUUGGCACUGCAAUCCCGACUACCAAUAAUUCCGAUAGUCUUGACGGGGACCCACUUGGCCUGGAGGAAAGGAAGCCUACGCAUUCGACCUGCUCCUUUAACUGUAAGGUUCCUUCCUCCCAUAGAAACCGAUGAAUGGGUGCCCGAUAAGAUCAACGAAUAUAUAAGAUCGGUGCAGGACAUAUACGUCAUGAACCUUCCAGAGUCUCAGAGGCCUCUUUAUAGCUCGAUCGCCUAAGAGACAGUCAACUUGGGAAAUCACAGCAUUUCCCUCACUUUAAUUCUUUUGUACAAAGUUGUGUUUGUUUGUCAUAGAGCUUGCAUAUGUACUCAUUGAAUUCAAUUGCAAAUAUUAUUCUUGUGUUAUGUUUUACAUCCGGACAUCGGGGGUUUUGAAAUUUCUACUUGGUCUCAACGUUUCAUCAUCUACUCGAUAGUUCGCUGUGA